AUGAAUAGAUUUAAACCACUAACAAUAAUAUUUUCUGAGGUAGACAUAAAAAACCUUUCUAAAGUUCAUAUCUCACUACUAAUUUUACUAAGAAGUGAAAUAAAUAUGAAUGAUUAUCUUAAAGUGUACUUAUCUACUACUGAUAAUGUACUUAUUGAACUUAAUUCACAUAUAGAUAUUCCUAUUGAAUUGGAACAAUUUAUUGAAAUGAUAGACUAUUUAUUGAAUAAGUUAAAGAUAAAGAACGAAAAAGGCGUUGUUUUGGCAUCUAUUAUAAAAAACAAGUUAAACGACUAUUUACCUCCUAAUACUUGCAAAUUACGUUUAGACGUUAAAGGUAAAAAAUUUGUUAAAGAAGAAAAUAUUGACUCUUACACUUUAUACAUAAAUUUAAGCGAAGAUAAAAACGAGGACGUAGAUUCUGUGCGACUUAGCGACUGGAAAAUGGAUACUAUAGGUGUAUGUAUCUGUAUUACUAACAUUUUUAAAAAUUAA
Messenger RNA from Vairimorpha ceranae, 495 nucleotides. Its product is annotated as nucleolar essential protein 1. Gene Ontology annotation, biological process: rRNA base methylation. The record is from RefSeq and is a predicted model, not a curated record. Lineage: Eukaryota; Fungi; Microsporidia; Nosematidae. The transcript has a single exon. Gene Ontology annotation, molecular function: rRNA (pseudouridine) methyltransferase activity; rRNA binding. Gene Ontology annotation, cellular component: small-subunit processome; nucleolus. Bases 1 to 495 code for a protein of 164 amino acids.